Cottoperca gobio is the source of this 2834-nucleotide messenger RNA. It is a transcript of the gene cmtm6, whose product is annotated as CKLF-like MARVEL transmembrane domain containing 6. Lineage: Eukaryota; Metazoa; Chordata; Actinopteri; Perciformes; Bovichtidae. The record is from RefSeq and is a predicted model, not a curated record. Gene Ontology annotation, cellular component: membrane.
CAGAAUAAAAGUAAAUGCGGAAGUGCGGCAGCAGUCAGUCCGCUGAAGCAAAGCAACAAGUUGAAGUUCGCAGCUGGAAACUUUGUUUUUCUGGGAACCGGAAGAAACCUGAGCGCUCCAUCAUGGCGGAAGUUUACUCCCCGACGACGGCCCCCAAUCCCAAAUCCUCCUGGUUCCUCGUACCGUCGGAGAAUCUGGAUAAAGUUCGCUGUGGAGUCAAAGCCAUCGCAGUGCUGCUGUCCUUCGUGGCCUUCAUCCUGGAGGAGGUGGUGACGAGCUGCGUCAGCUGCUCCGCGCUCUACUUCUUUGAGUUUGUGAGCUGCACGGCCUUCCUCUUCACGCUGCUGCUCCUCACCCUCCUCUCCACCGCACUGCACACGCGUGUGGGCGUCAGCUGCUGGCCCCGCCUGGACUUUGUGUACACCGCAUUAAUCGCUGUGCUGUUCUUCGUCGCCUCCAUCGUUUUUGUUGCAGACAACAGCAACACGACUGUGGAGAAAUGUGCUGUGGCGUUCGGCUUCUUGGCGACGUUGGCGUUCGUCAUCGACCUCGGCUGGUUCGUGAAAACUCGCGGCCACCCCUUUAAGAAAAACGCAAAUCCAGAGUCCAGUAACGGCGGCCCGGUGGCGUCGGAGGCGGAGAGACUCAACACGGGAGAAUAAGUUUCUAUGUUCACACGUUUUAAUUUUUACACACUGUUCCUUUAAGGGGACGGCAGGAGGCGGUGCUUCAGACCUGGCGUCCAUUUUUUUACUCGUUCUAAUGGUGUUCUCAGUCGUGGUUCUCCACAGCGAGGACGCGCCGCCAUCAUGAAUAUAAUCGAUGCUUUAAAUCCGUUCUAAAAGCGGCAGCUGUUGGAAGAUGUUUAGAAAUGAUCAGAACCACGAGACUUCUGGAGGUGACGUCAUCGCAGCUUUAAAGCAAAUAGAAUAUCAUUACAUUUAUUUACAUAACUUCUGCAUAUUUCACUGAAAAUUAAAUUAGUUUUUGGUAUAAAUCACAAAUUAUAAAACAUGCAGGAAAUAAAAUGUUGCUUUAACUUCCUCAGACACAAAAAGUAAAAUAAAUAAAGAAAAUAAUAAAGAAAUAUAACAAUGAAUCUAAGAAUUCACAUUUGUUUCCCGUCCCUGAACGCCUCGUGAAAUUCAGCCAACAAAGAAAAAGUCUUUUUAAUAUGAAAACAUUUAAAGUUAAACGAAGCAUUAAAUGAUUGUUGAUCGUACUUCUGUGGAAACAAUCUGGUUCUUAUUAUUAUUUUAUUAUUUCUGUCGGUUAUUUUCUCACCAAAGUAUCUUUUUCUAUCAAAUCCUGAAAUAAAAAGCUCAGAUGAGUUUCUUCAGAUUCAGACGCUUUAGUGUGAGAAGCAGAACAUCGCCAAACCUUUCCCAUGAGCCUCUUGUUCCCCGCUUUAGAGAGCCCCCCCUCGCAACAUGUCAUCAGAUAACACGCGUUCUGUUCCCUUGAGUUUUCCAAUCGUUUGAUUUCAGGACUUAAUUGUUAAAAUGUCAAAUAAUUCUUUCAAAAGAUUUUAUGAUUUAUUUUUACGUUUUAAUUGUAAAUCUCAAUAAUUUGAAAGUUUUAUUUUAAAUAUUUUACCAGAUGCUUUUUGCAUUUCUGGAAAGUGGAAACAUAGUUUUUAAAAGUCAUUAAAAAGUCUUGAAUCUCAGUUUAAGCUGCAGGAACCCUGGAAUAAAAACCUCAUUCUCAUUUAUUUUCUUCAGUUUUGUCCUCGUGUUUUAUUAAUAUUGACCUGCAGGAAGCUUUAAUAGUUCAUGACACGGCGGUCGUUUCAUCCCAGAACACGGGAAGGUUUAUAUUCCGGAGUUUCUGCAGCAGCUUCAUGUUAAACCAGCCGUGAGAUGAACGUGUGUGUGUCACGUGUGUGUGUCACGUGUGUGUGUGUCACGGUACCUGUGGUUAGUCUGUAGUUCUGACCUCCGGCUGCUUCCAGCUCCACAACAUAUUUUAUUUGAAGCAGUUUCAUAUGUUUAUAAAGCUGAGGUUUAAGUUUUUAAUAUUGUUCGUCUCAGUUUCUGUUUUAAUCACUUUGUGUUUGUUAAAUUUCAUUUCUGAAAUGAAUGAAGGAACUAAAUAUGAUUUGAGGAUAAAGUGAUCAGCUGUUUAUCCCGUUUCCAUUUUACUGAUUUAAAAAAUGUUGAUUUUUAAUUUGUUAGAAGUUUUGAUUUAUUUUCUGUUAUUUACCUUUUUAAUAAUUUAAAGGAAUUCUUCACCUGAACGUUGAAUACGGACCAAAAUAUUUAGAUGUGUUCAGUCGAGGUCCGUUUGACUUUAAUGAAGGAAUAAAGUCAAAAACUAAACAAUCUGUCAAAUGUUUCCAAAUGUUUCAAGAUGAAAGUAAUUUGUGUCUUUCAUACAUUUAUGAGACAAAUCUAAAUUUAAACUUUGUUUUACUGAUUUACAAGAAAAGAAUUGAGUGAACUUAAAGAAGCAUUAUAACUGGUUCUGUCUGGAUGAAUCUGUCAAACAAUAAAAGCUUCAGAUGUUGUUCAGGGUCCAAACUGUUGAUCCUCGACUUUUAUUUUAUACUUUUCUGCUUAAUUUGUUUUUGUCACGGUGACAUUUAUAACUGGGAACAUGUUGACAAUCGUGCAGUAUAUUAAUAACUAAUCAUUGAACACUGGAGUUGUGAAUCUAAGAAAUGUUUUCUUCAUGUCGGAGAAUCCAGAAAUGUUUUUAUAUCGACAACUUUCAUGUUCGGGACCAAGUGAACUUUAUUUUGGAGAAAAUAAUAUGUUUUUGUAAAAUAAACGUUUGUCUCUGAUAUUAUCAUUUCAUUGUUCUGUCAUGUAAUAAACACAUUUUCAAGAAGUAAA